AUGCCUCCACAGUCAGCCUCUGCACUGGGGAAGCCGGAAUCUAAUUCAGACGGUGCACAACUUUUUACUUGGGAAGAGAUUGGAAUUCACUCUGGUCGGAAGAACUCCAAGGAGGACCGAUGGCUGGUCAUCAACCGGAAGGUUUACAAUAUAAGUAUCUUCUGUAACCAGCAUCCAGGAGGAUCCCGUAUUAUCAAACACUUUUCUGGACAAGAUGCCACGGAUGCUUUCACAGCCUUCCACAAGAAUGAAACUCUGGUGAGGAAAUACCUGAAUUCACUGCUGAUUGGAGAGCUAGCACCUGAUCAACCUUGUUGUGAGCCCAGCAAAAAUGAUCUGCUGGUAAAGGAUUUCCGUGAUCUGUUCUCUACUGUCAAAAAGAUGGGACUCAUGAAAUCCAAUUAUCUCUUCUUCCUCCUCCUGUUCCUGCAUUGCUUGCUGAUUGAUAUUUCCUCCUGGUUCAUUAUAUGGUACUUUGGAGUUUCCUGGGCUUCUUUCCUAAUAGGAAUGGUGAUGUAUACAACUGCUCAGACCCAGUAUGGAUGGUUCCAACAUGAUUUGGGGCAUAUUUCAAUUUUCCAGACACCCAAAUGGAACCACCUUUUCCAGGCAAUUAUGAUGGGCAUGCUUCAGGGUGGGUCAGCCAGCUGGUGGAACCAUAGGCACAACCAGCACCAUGCCAAACCCAACUGCUUCCGCAAGGACCCUGAUAUAGACUUGCAUCCUCUGCCGUUCAGCCUGGGGAAGACGCUCUCUGUGGAGCUCGGAAAGAAGAAGAAGAAAUACUUGCCUUACAAUUACCAGCACAAAUACUUCAGCUUUGUUGCUCCAGGUAUGAUUGUUCCUUUGUUUCUGACGGUUAUAUUCUACUUCACUUACACAAGGAAAAAGUGGUUGGAAUUAGUUAUGGUUCUGCUCUACAAUGCCCGUAUCUGCUUCAUGUAUAUUCCUGUAAUGGGAUUUAAGAGUUUCAUGGCGUACUACUGGCUGGGCAGGUUCCUGCAAGCUUGUUGGUUCAUGUGGGUCACACAAAUGAACCACAUCCCAAUGAAUAUCGACUACGAUAAGAAUUUGGACUGGGUUUCUGCUCAGAUGACAGCAACAUGUAAUGUCGAACCAUCUCUGUUCAAUGACUGGUUUACUGGACACCUGAAUUUUCAGAUUGAACAUCACCUUUUCCCAACGAUGCCUCGACACAACUACUGGAAGGUAGCCCCCCUGGUGAAAUCCCUCUGUGCCAAGCAUGGCCUUAAUUACCAGUGCAAGCCUCUGCUCACAGCCUUUGCAGACAUUUUAUGCUCUCUAAAGGAUUCAGGGGAGCAUUGGCUUGAAGCCUAUCUAAACACAUCAGAAAAAAAGUCAGAUGCUCAAGACAGAUAA
Messenger RNA from Hemicordylus capensis (graceful crag lizard), 1380 nucleotides. Its product is annotated as acyl-CoA (8-3)-desaturase-like. Gene Ontology annotation, molecular function: oxidoreductase activity, acting on paired donors, with oxidation of a pair of donors resulting in the reduction of molecular oxygen to two molecules of water. The coding region runs from base 1 to 1380 and encodes 459 amino acids. Gene Ontology annotation, cellular component: membrane. The transcript is spliced from 12 exons. The record is from RefSeq and is a predicted model, not a curated record. Gene Ontology annotation, biological process: lipid metabolic process. NCBI's taxonomy places the organism in Eukaryota, Metazoa, Chordata, Lepidosauria, Squamata, Cordylidae.